AUGGCGCGAGGGUCCCCGCAUAAGGCUGGCUGGGAUGAUUUUAUUAUCUUCUUUUCGCUGGCUCUCAGUAUCAUUGCCACGGCCUUCGUAUCAUACUCGGCCACACUUGGCCUUGGCCGACAAACCGCAGCAGUUAUCGCUGAACAUGGCGCGGAAAGGACGGCGAUGAUGGCCAAAUGGCAGAUUAUGGGAUUUCCAUUUAACAUCGGCGCAUUCAGUUUCCCUAAUAUCUCCAUCUCCAUCCUCGUCAGUAACCUCCUCGAUCCGAAUGAUCUUCGUACGCGGCUACUCUACGGCAUGUCGAUAUUGCAAGUGAUCUUUGCUAUGGUCUCCGUCUUUAUCGUCUUCCUACAAUGCCGACCAACUCAGAAACUAUGGAACCCCUCGAUGAACGGUACAUGCUGGGAUCCGGCGGUAUUCGAAGACUUCUCGUACUGGGUCAGUGCGUACACAACGAUGACGGACAUAAUUUUAGCGAUCGUCCCAAUCCAGUCGUUCUGCAACCUGCAGAUGCGGUUCUCGAAGAAACUGAGCGUGUGCAUCAUGAUGGGGCUGACGCUACUUUCCGCCAUCGUGACGAUCGUCAAGGCGACGUAUUUGCAUCUUUUCACCGAUAAGGUGGAUCCGCUUUGGAACGUCGUCCCACUAGUAAUCUGGGGACUAAUCGAGCAAAACGUCGUGAUCGUUGCAGCUUGCGUCCCAACCCUCCGCCCUUUCUUCCUUCGCGUCUUUGGUUCCAAAGGAUUCACUACCAGCGGCACCGGUACCGGCGCUUCAUGCUCCCGAUAUAAAUUCGUAUUUCAGCUCUCCUCGAACCUUACUCACACAGGGACUAAGCAUUCUGUAUCGGUAUCGGAGCUUCCGCUUGACGGGAGACAACAUAAGGGCGAUGGGUAUGAUGCGGAGAGUAAUGAUAGUCAGCAAGGGAUUUGGCGUACUAGGGAGGUGCGAGUCGAGAGUGAUGCCGAGGAAGAUGAGCGUAUGAUGGACAGGAAUUAUCGGGAAGGGGUACCGGAGAAUUUGAGGAGUCCAAGAUAUAUCCCAUCGACAUAG
Molecule: messenger RNA, 1053 nt
Organism: Aspergillus affinis
Lineage: Eukaryota; Fungi; Ascomycota; Eurotiomycetes; Eurotiales; Aspergillaceae
Exons: 6
Coding region: 1-1053 (350 amino acids)
Source: RefSeq, a predicted model, not a curated record